Messenger RNA from Schizophyllum commune H4-8, 1725 nucleotides. RefSeq lists its product as uncharacterized. Gene Ontology annotation, biological process: termination of RNA polymerase II transcription. Gene Ontology annotation, molecular function: mRNA binding; RNA polymerase II complex binding. NCBI's taxonomy places the organism in Eukaryota, Fungi, Basidiomycota, Agaricomycetes, Agaricales, Schizophyllaceae. The record is from RefSeq and is a predicted model, not a curated record. The transcript is spliced from 5 exons. Gene Ontology annotation, cellular component: mRNA cleavage factor complex; cytoplasm. Bases 108 to 1406 code for a protein of 432 amino acids.
CACUUUUCGUUGUUCCGCACGCCCACCAUCGCCGCGAAUAUCGCGUCGUUGUCCCUCUCGAAUACGAGUGUCCCAUACGCACUUCAGUUCCCUUAAGCGAUUGAACGAUGGCUUCCUACAUAUACGGUCAGCCCGCAGGUAGUGCACCCUUCCAGCACGUCGCGCAACGUGGCCCAGGCCACGUCAGCAAGCAUCAGCGCCCUCCUGGCUUCGUCAAUGGACCCGUUCGGAAACAGCAGAAGUUCCAGAAGCAGCAGCAUCAGCAGAAGCAUCCGAAGUCCAAGCACGGUGGCCGAGCCACUGGUUUGAACCCGUGGAUGGUGCUGAACGAAAUUGAGCAUGCUAUCCAGCAGACGCAAAUUCACGCACAGUAUAACCCAUUCGAUAUUAAGGCUCAGAACGAUUAUCAUGUCCUCUGUCAACUACGCGCAGUCGUCCAAGCUGGCGUCGCUCCCGGUGAUCUUCAGGCCAUACACACUCAGCUUCGUACCCUUGUCGCCCCUCGCGUGCCCGCCCCACCCGUUUGGUCAUCUCAGCCACCCCCAUCCGCUCCUGUCCCUGUGCAGUAUCCUCCUGUAGUUAACCAGCCUGUACCUGCCCCUCAAUCAUUGAGCCUUCAGAAUGCCCUGCUCGGUCUUGUGAGAUCCGGCGUGAUCGGCACGUCCAAUCAGCAGGGUAGUUCGAGUUCAGUGAAGCCUGAGUCGACGGGUACGCGCAUGGACGUCGACGACGGUCCGGAGGUCAGCGAGUCAGGAAAGUAUAGGCGCAAGAUCAUGCGUCAGAAGGUGUCGCUGCGAGAUAUAGGCCAUUCAAGCGGCUCACCGCGGAAUGUGCUCGAAAGCCUCUUCUAUGACAACCUACCAGUCCAGUGCCGACAGUGCGCUCAGCGGUUCCCGGACUCGACGGAAGGCAAGCAGGCGCAUCAGAAGCAUCUUGACAUGCAUUUCCGCCAGAAUCGUCAGCAUAUGUCGAACGAGGGUCGCGGGUUCAGUCGGAGCCUGUAUGUUGAUCGUGAGGAUUGGGUAACGUCGGUUGACCCCAAAGGCAAACAACGCGCACUCGAGCAAGAGCGUGAAUCAAAAGCGGAGGCAGCUCGUCGCAAGGAAGAGUUGCUGUCGCGCCAUGUAAUCAUACCUAUCGGAGAUGAGACGAAGCCACUAUCUUGCCCUGUAUGCUUCGACCCCUUCAGGACGGAGUUCCUUGAAGAUGAGGAGGAGUGGGUGUGGACGAAUGCCGUGAAGGAUGGAGAGACAUUAUACCAUGCGACUUGCCACGCUGAAUUGCAUACGAAGACACGCGCUAGCUCGCGAAGCCGGUCUCGCACACCAGAGGCGUCGUCACGGAAGAGGAAGGCGGAGGACGGAGGGCAUGAUAUUGCCCGGCCGUCGAAGAGGAUAUCCCUAUAGACUUUUUUCCAUUUCAUCCUGUAUCCGGGCAUUGUACACGGUGUAUACCCCCGCAUCAAGUGUAUCUUAUUCAAUAUGUAUACUUGAACCCGCUCCAUCUGUCCCCCUUGUCCAUCCUGGCUGCCUCGACUGACGCGUAGGUCCCGUUUCCUUCGUGAGCGUGCUUGUUCUCGACGCCAUGGAUGACCUCGUCGUGGUCGCCUCGCUCUUUGGAAGCGUUCGCGCGCUUGAGGCCGACGAGGAAGACGGCGGAAGAUAUGAAUCCGAUGGCGAUGUAGGCGAGGACGAUGCCGUGGCCGAGGGGGUACCAUGGCGCGUC